AUGUCCUCCAAACGCUCUCGUUCGACCUUUGAAGCCGACAGCAAGCACGCCCCUUAUGCGCUCUUCGGCACUCCUCUGCCUGACGAGGCCGAUUCUCGCGACGACGGCGCUUACCUGCCGCUCUGGAAGCAAGAUGUGAGAGACGAAAAGGGACGAAGACGGCUUCACGGAGCCUUCACCGGCGGCUGGAGCGCAGGCUAUUUCAAUACCGUCGGCUCCAAAGAAGGCUGGGCCCCCUCGACUUUCGUAUCGAGCCGGUCGAGCCGCAACAAGGAUGGAGCGGCCCCGAAGCAGCAGCGGGCGGAGGAUUACAUGGACGACGAAGACCUCGAAGACGCGAGCCAGGCGCAGCAGCUCCAGACCUCUCAGGCAUUUGCCGGGCUCGGCUCGUCCAAGGACGACCAAGCAACGGCAAAGGGUCUCAUGGGCCUGCUUCGAGCCGACGGCGACACCAUGGGGCUGAAACUGUUACGACGAAUGGGGUGGAAAGAUGGCCAAGGCAUCGGCCCAAAGGUUCGGCGGACCGCUCGGCUCGACGUUGGCAACCCGCCCGCCGGCGCUCAGGUCGAGACGCACCUUUUUGCGCCAGACAACUCCGCCAUGAUACGGUUCGUUCGCAAGACGGACCGUCGCGGGCUGGGGCACACGGCCGAGGUGAAGCUUCAGCGGCUGCAUGGUGAGAAGCAUGCGGCCGGCACCGACGAUGUGGACGACGCAUUCGGCAGGCUCAACGGUCCUUCGCCCCUCUCAACGGCGACAUCCAAAUCAAAACCACCACGAGCCGCUUUCGGUGUUGGCGUCCUCAACGAUACCGGCUCGGACGAGGAGGACGCUUACGAAAUCGGGCCGAGGAUCAAGUACAACCGCGUGAUCGGGGGCGACAAGGCCAGAAAGGUCAAGAAGACGACAGCCGUCGCCAACCCGACACUCUCGACGACGCUCAAGUUUGUCUCGAGGACGGCGAGGGCGGCGAGUGGCGUCGGUCGAUGCCACGACGGCCGGCUUCCUCUGCCCGGAUUCACAUUGGCCAAGGUCACCGAGGACCUAUCCGCUCUCUUCUUGCAGUACGCACCCCCUCCCGUUCCUCCCGGCUGGAGGUCGGCCAAGGAUGCGGCAGCGGCGACGACGGGCGGCGCGGCCGGGGAAUACGUGUCGACGGCAGAUGCGGCCAAGGCCUCCAGCCUCGACCCCCGGGCCAGAGCGGCGCUGCUGGGGGAAAAGGCUCUUCCGGGAAAGUCCGUCUUCGACUUCCUGUCAAGCUCGGCUCGAGACAAGCUCGCGCUGGCAUCCGGAAAGUCCAAUCUUCCUCCCGCGCGGGGAGAGACCCCUGCCGAACGUGCCGUGUCGGAGGAGGAGAGGCGCAAGGCGCUGUGGGAUCGAGUCCCGAAGCUCGACCGCGACACGGCCGCGGCGGCCUUGUCCCGAAUCUCGACGGGUCCAUACUCGGACGAUGAGCUUAAGGGGGCACGUUACAGGAAGUACCUCGAAAACCAGUCCAACCCGGGGCUGCCCGCGGCCGACAAGGCCAAGGGGAUGACGGAUGAGGAUUUCGUGCGGGAAAUGAACGAGUUUUACAACUGCGCAAGGAUAUUCAAGCCCAUGACGGGCUUCAUGGCCUCUCGAUUCACGAGCUCGAAGGCGAUGCUCAACCCGUCGAGGGGCGCCGACGGCACGGCAAGCGAGCUCCUGUCGAAACCCGAGGCGAAGAAGACGGAUCCGGCCGAGGAGGCGGCCAAGAUGGGCAUGUUUGGCCACCUCACGCGUUCCGUCGACGACUUCCUCCCCACCCGGCUGCUGUGCAAGCGAUUCAACGUCAGGCCGCCCGCAAACUCACGGUCCGACGAACGCGAGGAGAACCCCCCACGAGCCUCUGCGUCCUGGCCUGUGCCUCCUAGAACGGAGAUGCCGCCCGGUGGCUUGACGACCACCGCCGCACCACUCUCUCUCCCUGCUCUGGAGAUGGCCGGGGGCAGUCCGGAGAGGAAGGCCCCCGUCGCGCUGCAUCCAUCCGCCGCCGAGGUGAAUCCGGAGAAGAACGAGGCUGUCGAGGGAAGGGCGGCCAACGAGGACGUCCUGCGGGCAAUAUUCGGCGAUAGCGACAACUGGACCCCCCCCCCUAGUCAUUCCCGCCUCACCUCGUCGCCUCGUCGCCUCCUUGCUGGACAAACUCCACGACAAUCACCUUUGCUGUUUGCUCUCCUCAACCUCGCGCUCCCACUCGGUUCGCCUUCCCCGUCCCAUCGUUUGGCCACGCCCUCGCACGUCAGCCGCCGUCAGGUCUCGAGACGGAUGCUCGCUCUGCCUCGUCACGGAGCACCAUCUCCCCGCCCGCCGCACAUCUCUUUACAUCGCCGGACCGCGGCGCCUGAAAGCCGCGAGCAACCCGCCGCAUUGUCUGGGACGCAGGAAGCCCGCAACGGACCGUCAGCGUCCUCCCCGUUGGAGUCGGCUGAGUCGCAGCACCAUCCCGCCAGGCGUUUCCCGCACCCUCGCCGUCACCGCCACCGCAUCGACGACAAGGAGCACGCCGACGCCUAUCGCGAGCGCGAGCAGCCGCCGCCUCCGCAGUAUCCCGCCUCGGAGUCGUCUUCCUCCUCGCGCCCCCCGCCCUUUUCCUCGCUCUUCGUCCCGCUCUCCGCCUCCGUUCUCGCCCCCCUCGCCCCCCUCGCGAGCCGGCCUGCACCCGCUCCCGCCGCAGAGGCCAGCACGUCCGCGCCCGCCUACAGCCCGGAAGCAAAGGCCUUUGGUUGCAUCGGACGUGCCGCGAGCGCGUUUGACGACGCCGUCGCCGAGACCAAGUGCGCGCUCCCGCGAGAUACCAAGGCAGAGUCGAGCCGCGACGACGACGAGGGUGAGCCGCCGCCAGCCUAUUCGGAUCACGACUGCCCGCUUCGCUCCUUCGCAUUCGCCAUGUCCGUCGCCGGAGGAGCUUCGAGUAUCAUUACUCAGGUGCAGCAGGGGGGGGGUUCGCCUAUGAAUGCCAUCGGAGAUGUCGGCGCCGACGAGACCAUCGCCAUGGACCUACGAGGCACGAGAUUUGUCCUGUCGCGGGAUGAGCUUCUCACCCUGCCCGAGUUCGUCCUGCUAUCGCUGUUCCCCAAUGGCCUGUUCCCGGAGGGCCACAUGAGCGGCUUCUCCGAGAUGGAUGCCGUGCAAGUCGACGUACGUGACGGUCCCGCCCGAUGCACCGUCCCGCUCGCCGUACCCGUCUGGCUAACUUACCGUCGGCCGCAGUACGACCCGGUAUCGUUGCAGUACAUGCUCGACUUUUUUCGAAACGUCGCCCAGUCCAUCCCCUCCGAGUCGUCGCCCGGCACUUCACAGGACGGCGACGCCAUGGAUUCUCUGUCCCCCCGUGACGAGUCAUCCAAGCGAGCCGGCAUCAUCGUCCUGAGGGAGGAUCUGGAUUUCUACGCGAUCCCACCGACCGCCUCCAUCAGUCAGCCGGACAUGAUUGAGGUGAAGCGGGCGGCGGCCAAGGCGCUGCAGAAGCAGGAUGGCAUCUUCUCGGGCCUCAAGCGCAGUGACGAGCCGGGCACGACGGAGGCGCAUCUCAUCGAGAUGCUAACGGCCGGCGGAUUCAACCACGACGACAUAUGGGGCCACCGUGCCGGAGAGCCCAACAAGGCCGUCAUCUGCAGCCUCGCGCUGGCCAGGCUGCGCAGCGACAUUCGCGGCAACGAGGUGGGCACGAACGCGGUAGGCAUGGCGCAGAAGCUUCUGCUGUUCUGGAGGAAACCGGCACGCAGAUGCUGGUGGGAAGGGGUCGAGCUGGACGACAUCGCCGGCGUCGAUGGCAAACUAAAGGUCUGGAUCAGGCGCGUGUGGACCCUGGAGAUGAGUGUCAUCGGCCUGCGGUGA
Molecule: messenger RNA, 3861 nt
Organism: Drechmeria coniospora
Lineage: Eukaryota; Fungi; Ascomycota; Sordariomycetes; Hypocreales; Ophiocordycipitaceae
Exons: 7
Coding region: 1-3861 (1286 amino acids)
Biological process (GO): mRNA processing
Cellular component (GO): nucleus
Molecular function (GO): RNA binding
Source: RefSeq, a predicted model, not a curated record